This is a messenger RNA of Ctenocephalides felis (cat flea), 1423 nucleotides long. RefSeq names its product dnaJ homolog subfamily C member 25 homolog. The transcript has a single exon. Gene Ontology annotation, cellular component: endoplasmic reticulum membrane. The record is from RefSeq and is a predicted model, not a curated record. Lineage: Eukaryota; Metazoa; Arthropoda; Insecta; Siphonaptera; Pulicidae. Gene Ontology annotation, biological process: protein folding. Bases 99 to 1097 code for a protein of 332 amino acids.
CCGACAUGUGUUUGACGUGUUAUAGUUUUUGCAAUAUACACAUCACAAAUUUUAAAUAAAUGAGAUUCUUAUAAAUAAUUUGUAGUACACUUUUUAAAAUGAUCAUCAACAAGUUUUAUUUAGUUUUUAUAGUAUUAGUUUUAGACCAAACAAGCGCACAUUUGUUAGAAGGCUUAUAUUGCGGUAAAGAUAAUUGUUACGAGAUUCUCGGAGUUACUAGGUCAUCUACUAAGUCAGAAAUUUCAAAAAGUUACAGGCAAUUAGCUAGAAAAUUCCAUCCAGAUUUACAAAAAGGUGAAGACAAAAAAGCAGAAGCUACAGAAAAGUUUAAAGCCAUAGCUACAGCCUAUGAAAUUUUAAAAGAUGAAGAAGCUAGAAGUGAUUAUGAUUAUAUGUUAGACAAUCCUUCUGAAUAUUAUGCCCAUUACUAUCGAUACUAUAGAAGGCGUGUAGCACCCAAAGUAGAUAUACGAAUCGUUUUAGCAGUCACUAUAACUAUUAUUUCUGUUAUUCAAUAUUAUGGAGCUUGGCAAAGAUACGAGACAGCUAUAAGUUACUUUAUGACUGUUCCUAAAUAUAGACAUAAAGCCUUAGAACUAGCCAAGGUAAACAACGAUGCUGCAGGAAAGAAAAAGACUAAAAAUAAACAAGAACAAAAAGAAGAGCUAGAGAAGUUAAUAAGAAUGGUUAUUGAAGAUAAUAUGGAUAUUAAAGGUGCUUAUGCAAAACCUGACCUUUGGAAUAUUCUCUGGGUUCAACUAAUAAUAUCACCAUACACAAUCACAAAAUAUAUUAUCUGGUAUACAUCCUGGAUUUGGAAAUUCGAUAUCUUAAAAAGACCUUAUGGAACUGAAGAAAAAUUAUAUUUAAUACGUAAAAAUUUAAAAUUAGGAGAACAUCAAUUUAAUGCCAUUGAAGAACAUACUAAAGAAGAAUAUUUAGAAGAGGAGUUAUGGAUAAAAGAUAAAUUUAUUGCUUGGAAAAAAAUACAAGAAGAAGAAAUGAAAAAGAACUUAGCAGAAAAUGCAAGAGCAAAAGCAUAUCGAAGAUACAUGAAAAAUCAUGGUGUAUCAAGAAUGACAUUUGAUGAUUCAUAAAUACAAAAGUAUUAUAAAGUUUUCUUAAAUAGGGCUCCCACUGUUUGCAAUAAAAUUUGCUCAUAUGGCUCAUAUUCUAUCUAAUUACCUUGUUACUGAUAAUUCCUUAAGUAAUAAAGUAAGCUCUCUGUUAUUGAAUUUUUGCAUCUUCAUUUAAAUCUACCCAUAUUUUUCAUAACUUGGUGAGAUAUAUUAUUAGUCUUUCAAACUUGUUUAUUACAACUUGUGACAACAACAUAUUAGCAUUCUUUUAUUGUAAAUUGUGCAUCCUAGAGCCUUGUGUUCAAGUUGUAAAUGCCAAAUAACACAGUUACUAAAAUUCUUAG